Ceratitis capitata (Mediterranean fruit fly) is the source of this 966-nucleotide messenger RNA. RefSeq names its product eukaryotic translation initiation factor 6 (gene eIF6). Gene Ontology annotation, cellular component: cytosol; nucleolus; preribosome, large subunit precursor. The record is from RefSeq and is a predicted model, not a curated record. NCBI's taxonomy places the organism in Eukaryota, Metazoa, Arthropoda, Insecta, Diptera, Tephritidae. Gene Ontology annotation, molecular function: ribosomal large subunit binding. Bases 212 to 949 code for a protein of 245 amino acids. Gene Ontology annotation, biological process: cytosolic ribosome assembly; maturation of 5.8S rRNA; maturation of LSU-rRNA. The transcript has a single exon.
GUCAAAUUUGACAAUUCUUUGACAUUACCACGUGAAGUGAAAUAGCCGAUGAAAUUGCUGUAGAUAUCCAAGAAUUUCAUCACAGCAUUUAAUUAAAAAGUUUAAAAAGUCAUUUACCCUUUGCUAACUUCAUUAUUGGUUAGUCAGAAGUAAAUACGUAAAGAAGUAGUCCAAUUGGAAGAAAGUGUAAAAUUAAAUAGAGUAAACAAAAAUGGCAUUACGCGUGCAAUUUGAGAACAAUGAUGAUAUCGGCGUUUUCAGCAAACUUACAAACGCAUAUUGCCUAGUCGCCAUCGGCGGUUCUGAGGCUUUCUACAGUGUGUACGAAUCGGAAUUGUUAGAGGCCAUACCGGUGGUACAUGCAAGUAUCGGCGGCUGUCGUAUCAUUGGCCGUCUCACAGUAGGCAAUCGUAAUGGUCUACUUGUGCCACAUUCCACAACCGAUGUGGAGCUACAACAUCUGCGCAACACAUUACCGGAUACGGUGAAAAUACAACGUGUAGAAGAACGUCUAUCGGCUUUGGGUAAUGUCAUUGCCUGCAACGAUUAUGUAGCAUUAGUACAUCCCGAUCUAGACAAGGAAACUGAAGAAAUCAUCGGUGAUGUACUCAAAGUGGAAGUAUUUCGACAAACAAUAGCUGAUAAUCCAUUAGUAGGUUCAUAUGCAGUGCUCAGCAAUCAAGGCGGUAUGGUACAUCCCAAGACUAGUAUACAAGAUCAAGAUGAGUUAUCAUCACUUUUACAAGUGCCAUUAGUGGCAGGUACAGUAAAUCGGGGCAGUGAUGUAUUGGCUGCCGGUAUGGUUGUCAAUGAUUGGAUAUCAUUUGUGGGCAUGAGUUCAACUGCCACAGAGAUGUCGGUUAUAGAGAGCGUAUUCAAAUUGAAUCAAGCUCAACCGAGCACAGUUACAACUAAAUUGCGUGCGGCGCUUAUUGAAGAGAUGUCCUAAAACUAACAUGCAUAUUC